ACACUUACCUUCCUUCCCUUUCCGCCUUUUCUACCAUACCAGCCAACAUAGCUAACCCUAACACUUUCUCUCUCCCUCUUCUUCCCAACACUCUCUCUCUGUCUUCUGGAAAUUUCCCUCCCGACCUUACUCUGCCUCUCUUUCUCUCUGAUCGACGCCAAACGGGGCUGGGCUGCUGGGCUGCUGGGCUCGGAUCUACGCCACGCUCGGUCUCUCUCUCUCUCUCUCUCUCCUUUUUUUUUUCUGGGUACAGCGGUUCGUGGAAGAGCGCACCUUCAAGUUGCUAACUCGACUAGUUGGGCUGGAGCUCUACUGGACUUGCCUCAGUUUCAGAAUGUCCCGGACUCAUAGAAAAUGAUUCAAGAUGCAAUUACAAAGCUUGAUGAGGCAUUUGUGAUUAAUCCUAAGAAACAUGAUGCCCUUUGGUGCCUGGGAAAAGCUCAUGGUUUCAAUGCAUUUUCGACCCACGAUGUAGCUGAAGUGAGGUUGUUAUGAGCCAGUAUUUAACUUUGAAAGAAUGUCAAAUCUGUUGAUUCUGUUUCAGAAGCUUGUGCAGAGUUUAUAACAUGAGUUGAUGUUUUGUUUUUUUGCUAAUUAUCACGGGUCAGUGUUAAGCACUCAAAAACUGGAAUGUCCCUUUUUAUAUGUAAACUAAUUUGAAGUAGCUCAAGUUCCUAAUUCUUUUUUCAUGCUUGGGUCUUGGUGCAUUUUUUUAUGUAUAGUUUGCUUCGUAGCAAGAUGCAAUUAGCAUAAGCAGCCAGAAUAAUUUUUCUGUAGAGUAUUGCUGCCUUCAGUAAUGCAGUGAGGUUGUUUUCUGGUGGACUUUGUAGAGGUCUAAAGCAGACGGAAAAGACAUUGGUGAGUAUUAUAAAACAUAGCUAAAACGGGGUCGCUUUGUUGUGUGGCUGCAAGGCCACAUGGAUCUCAUACCAGUACGGACUGGUCGAUGGGUCCACAUGAGCCGUAUUGGCGAACUAAUACAAGCUUCUCGCCACCUCCAUCAAGAUGGGAUUUCCAGUUCCAUUCUGAAGGACUACAACAUGGUUCACAUGAUGGAAAUCAACAGAAUGGAUCCUUUUCGUCAUCAAACAGUAAAGAAAGUAGGAACUGGUUAAGAGGCAAUCAACUUUAUAGUCACCAGUACGCAUCUGAUGGUACUGGAAUGUUUUUGAGUAGUUCAUCAGACCUUUCUCAGGGUCCUCAAUGGACGCCUCCUGCAAUACAGGAAAUCAGAGGGGAUGAUUUUGAAUCUGCCGCUGCAAGGAGAGGUAUGGCUUUGGGUCCACCAUCCUUUAGACCUUCAGUGGAGGGAACUUCAGAAAUUCAAGAUAGCGGGGGCUCCACCUCGUUCCGUUCAGACAGCAGCGAGUCUGAACACAAGUCACGCUCAUCCUCACAUCGUACCUUUUCAGGGCGUCGAUCUUUUAUGUCUAAACCUAUUCAUCCCUUGUCCUUCCCCAGACAAGGAGAGUUUUCUGACUUCACUGCUGCUGGAUUGCCAGAGUUUGAUGCUACCACUCAAAGAGAUGCCCAGAGCUGGAGCAGUGCCAGCAGCAGCAUUGAUUUUGCAGAUGUUUCAGAAACAUUUGAAUCUGAAAUAAGCAAUCGGUCUUAUAAUUUGUCUGAUGGUGUUAGAUGUGGCCUGUGUGAAAAGUUUCUUACCCAAAGAUCCCCAUGGAGCUCUCGUAGAAUUGUGAGAAGUGGAGACAUGCCAGUUACUGGGGUCCUUUCUUGUUAUCAUGUUUUUCACGCGGAAUGCUUGGAACAAACAACACCCAAGGCAUGUAAGAGUGAUCCUCCCUGCCCCUUGUGUCUGAAAUUGGAAGAGGAAAAUUGCCCUGAAAAGAGGAGCUGUUCAAGAUCAAGGGCUGGUUCUCCAAGGCUUAGAUCGUACAAUGAGGAUGGGUCAUCAAGACCUUGGGGCUGUGCGCAGGUGGGAGAUUGUGUGGAAGGUGCAUUGCAUGUGCCAACACGCAACACUAUGCUUUUACUCAACAGGAAUCGGAUUAAAAAGAAUCUUUCAUUGAAGGGUAAUUCAAGUAAAGAGUUCCCUGGGAAGUUGAGGAAAAGUGGGUCCUAUUCUUCACAGCAACUCAGUGUAAGAUCAAUCGAUCAUGCAGCAGUUGGGUGUUCGAAGUCAAAGGUUAAAGCUGGGCCAAGCAUGAACUGACUUGAACUGAAAGUAGUUAUGAUGUAGAUAAAACUGACAUGAACACCACUCUGCGCUUCAAAGAGCCAAUUUUCUCAUACACGUUAAAGUCUGCUUGCUUAGAUGAAUAGAUUUUUUUAGCAAUGUGAUUGGAUUACUUGGUUAUGCUGUACUUGUAUAGAUAUAUGAUUGUGUUAACUGUGGCUGCAAAGUAGACAGAUUUUACAUUUCCAAAA
Cannabis sativa is the source of this 2385-nucleotide messenger RNA. RefSeq lists its product as uncharacterized. NCBI's taxonomy places the organism in Eukaryota, Viridiplantae, Streptophyta, Magnoliopsida, Rosales, Cannabaceae. The record is from RefSeq and is a predicted model, not a curated record. The transcript has 6 exons. The coding region runs from base 947 to 2170 and encodes 407 amino acids.